Messenger RNA from Emiliania huxleyi CCMP1516, 928 nucleotides. RefSeq lists its product as hypothetical. The record is from RefSeq and is a predicted model, not a curated record. The transcript has 10 exons. The annotation marks the transcript as partial. NCBI's taxonomy places the organism in Eukaryota, Haptophyta, Isochrysidales, Noelaerhabdaceae.
GCUCCACGCCCCGCCUCGCUCGACUCGUCGUCCUCCUCCUCCUCCCGCCCGUGGCUCUGCCUCUCGAGACCGCUGCGCCGCUGGCUUCGAAAGGAGCUCCUCCGGUACGACCUGCACGCCUCCUAUCUGGUGACGUGCUACAUCACGGCGCACGAGUCGGCGCAGCAGGAGAUGCGGUGGGUGUUCGGCUCGCGCAAGGACUUUCUGCACGCCGAGGAGAAGAAGGUCGUCGCCGAGUCGAGAGCGUCGGUCGCGAGCGCGACCACCUUCCUGCGCGAGCUGGCGGCGCUGCCCGUGGGGCCAGUGCACACGCAGGCGGGCUUCCGAGGCGGCCGCGGCGCGGUGCUGCUCAAGGAGGUUGCGACGCGGCAGCUGAUCGCAGUCCUCCUCACCCGCGUCGAGCGCUUCAUCGAGAGCAUGCGCUCGCACGGCGUCAUCGAUGCGGACGGCGCGGCCGAGCUUCUCCACGAGGUCUCGCGCGACCGCCACGCGCUGCACCGCAGGCACGUCGUCAAGCAGCUCUCCCGCCCGCACGAGGGGCUCGAGCUAGAGGCGUGCGCGCGGGCGGUGCACGCCACGCAGGCGCUCGUGCGACGGCACAAGAAGGUGAGCUACGUCCACCCGACAAGCGGCGGCAGCGGGGCGGGCGGGAGCGGGGCGCGCCGCAAGGCGGGCCACGUCGAGCUCAAGGACGACGAGGUCUGACGCGGGCCUUCUCUGUUCUCGCGGGCGAGAAAAGACGCGUUGGGGCCAGCCCAGCCCCGGUGGAUCUCUUGUCGCUCGGCACUCGCCAGUAGCGCUGCCGCCACAACGUCUUCGUCGUUGAGGGCGAUCUAAGUGAACGAUUACCGUGUUAGUACACGGCCCUAUCGUAUCCUCUGGUGGGUAGCGCUCUCGGAUCAUGUGCCAAUUGAAUUUCAUGAGACUU